UUGCUAUCGGCGUUGGGUCUGCGGACACUUACUGCUGUUGUUGGCGAGGAAACUAUAUACUUGUCGUUCUCUUAACUUUUCCAUCUUUUAAUUUAAGGAUUUUUUAGAGUAUGGUUUUUAAGUGUUUCGUUUUUAGACGCAUUUCUAUGGAAGAACAAAGCAAUCAAAUAAUAGUUGAAAGUAAUUUCAACGAGAGGGAUACCUUCAGAGAAUCCUGAUCUUCGGUCUCGCCAGCCGGAGUUGCGAGAAAAAGGGUUUGGUAGCAUUCAUCUGCCUUGUCUUCACUGCAUCACUCCAGCCAUUUGCUAGAUUUCCUAACUUCUUCAAUCUUGGUGAAAGAAAAAAAAAAUGGUUGGAUUCGGACCUGCUGAUGUGCCCCCCACAGCCACUGUGAAGUUUGUUGGGGCAGGUACUGCGGCCUGCAUCGCUGACUUGUUCACCUUUCCGCUGGACACAGCCAAAGUCAGGCUACAGAUCCAGGGUGAGGCUAAAGCUGCCACUGCUGAUGUCCAGAUGAUGAGGUACCGCGGCGUCUUUGGCACCAUUACCACUAUGGUGCGUACAGAGGGGCCCAGGAGUCUGUACAACGGGCUGGUGGCAGGGCUCCAGAGACAGAUGAGUUUUGCCUCAGUCCGCAUUGGGCUCUACGACUCUGUCAAGCAGUUCUACACCAAGGGUUCAGAGCAUGUGGGAGUCGGCAGUCGCCUGCUGGCGGGUUGCACCACUGGUGCCAUGGCAGUUGCUGUGGCUCAGCCCACAGAUGUGGUGAAGGUCCGCUUCCAAGCACAGGCCAGCAGCGCUGGUGGCAACAAACGUUACCACGGCACCAUACAUGCAUACAAGACCAUUGCCAGGGAGGAGGGCAUCCGUGGGCUGUGGAAAGGAACUUCCCCUAAUAUUGCCCGCAAUGCCAUUGUGAACUGCACAGAGCUCGUGACUUAUGACCUCAUCAAAGACGCUCUCCUGAGAACCACUCCAAUGACAGAUAACCUUCCAUGCCACUUCACUUCUGCAUUCGGAGCGGGCUUCUGCACCACCAUCAUUGCCUCCCCUGUGGAUGUGGUGAAGACAAGAUACAUGAAUUCUGCCAACGGCCAGUAUCGCAGCGCCUUAAACUGUGCUCUCAUAAUGCUUACAAAGGAGGGGCCCACAGCUUUCUAUAAGGGGUUCAUGCCCUCUUUCCUGCGGCUGGGCUCCUGGAAUGUGGUGAUGUUCGUUACCUAUGAGCAACUGAAACGUGCCAUGAUGGCAGCUCGCCACAGUUGGGCUACUCCUCUGUGAACAUUGCUGAUAUCACUUCCUGCUGCGUUUAAACUCCUAGCUCAUCUACCUCUUUUGUAGUUCUUUCUCUCGUUUCAUCACUGGUUGCUCACUUAAGUGUUUCCCAAGGCUAAAAGCUGGACUUACUUUUAAAGCCUAUUACAGAAGCU
Messenger RNA from Megalops cyprinoides (Indo-Pacific tarpon), 1430 nucleotides. RefSeq names its product uncoupling protein 2 (gene ucp2). Gene Ontology annotation, molecular function: oxidative phosphorylation uncoupler activity. The transcript has 8 exons. The record is from RefSeq and is a predicted model, not a curated record. NCBI's taxonomy places the organism in Eukaryota, Metazoa, Chordata, Actinopteri, Elopiformes, Megalopidae. Bases 349 to 1281 code for a protein of 310 amino acids. Gene Ontology annotation, biological process: mitochondrial transport; response to cold; mitochondrial transmembrane transport. Gene Ontology annotation, cellular component: mitochondrial membrane.